Amborella trichopoda is the source of this 4339-nucleotide messenger RNA. RefSeq names its product RNA polymerase II subunit B1 CTD phosphatase RPAP2-like protein. Gene Ontology annotation, molecular function: RNA polymerase II CTD heptapeptide repeat phosphatase activity; RNA polymerase core enzyme binding. NCBI's taxonomy places the organism in Eukaryota, Viridiplantae, Streptophyta, Magnoliopsida, Amborellales, Amborellaceae. Gene Ontology annotation, cellular component: nucleus; cytoplasm. The record is from RefSeq and is a predicted model, not a curated record.
ACCACCGUCAUAAGUUACGGCUAUUAGGCGGGAAGCUUCGCCAUACCUCUCUCUCUAUAUAUCACCAAUCAGCAAAUCCCUCUCUCUCUCUAAUGGCAACCAGUAACUAGGGUUUACUCACAACUCAUGGACAUUGACUCCUCUCUCUUUCUCUGAAAAGGCGCCAUUGAGAGGUUUCACUGGCUCCAUUUGUCUCCUUCGACUGAUCCAGAAACCUAGGGUUUCCCCUUCAAUUGUCUCUUCAAAGCUCAUUUGGUGGUGACGGAUGCAAUUCUCCCUCUGAAAGGAGGCAACAACAAGCUCCACUUAGUUCCUCUCUCUCUCUAGACCUGCUCAGAAAACUAGGGUUCAUCCCUUUUCUCUGUCUCAUUUUUCACCAUGGCCAUGAAUUCUAUUCCCUCUCUAAAAGACGCCAUUUAUAAAAUCCAGACCUAUCUCCUAGACGGAAUUUCCAAAGAGAACCAGCUUCUUGCAGCUGCGAACCUAAUUUCUCGAAGCGAUUACGAUGACGUUGUCACAGAAAGAACCAUCACUAAUCUAUGUGGUUACCCUCUCUGCAACAAAUACCUUCCAUGUGAUCGUCCAAAGAAGGGGCGAUACAGGAUAUCUCUAAAGGAGCACUCGGUCUACGAUCUCAAGGAGACAUGGCUUUAUUGCUCACCUGAAUGUGUAAUUAACAGCCAGGCCUUCUCAAAAUUGUUGAAGCCUGAGAGGUGUGAGUUCUCAGACCCUGGUAAAAUUGCGGAGAUAUUGAAUUUGUUCAGUUCACCGAGUAUUGAAGAGAGUAAUGCUGGUGGUGCAGAGAAGAAUGAAAAAAUAAGCUUAGCGUUUUCUAGUUUGACGAUACAUGAGAAAGAAGAUGUGAGUGUUGGUGAUAUUCAGUCUAUGGAUUUUGUGGGACCGUAUAAUGCAAUUGAGGGGUAUGUGCCUCGACAAGAUCAGGUUCCUCCGGUUCAAAGGAAAGGGUCUAAAAGUGGCAAGUCAACCACGAAAAAGGACCCCAUUUAUCCUGAGACAAAUUUCGCCAGUACAAUAAUAAUUGGAGAACCAUCUUCCGGCAACCUCCAAAAGAAUUCAAGUUCCAAAUUCGUAAAUGACCACGUUCACGUAAAUGUUGAAGGUUCAAAAAGAGAACAGCAUGCUCAGGAAAAGUCCCAAUCCCACCCAAAAGAAACAAAAUUACGAUCUGCUUUGAAGAAUUUAGGUGCAAAGGCUUCUACUCGUACGGUUUCAUGGGCUGAUGAGCAGCAAACAAUAGUUGAGGGCAUCCAAAAUAUGACAUUAAACAAUUGCCAAGGGAUAGAAUCUGGUUCGAAAUGCAAAGAGAGCUCAGAUUCAUUGAGUGUCGAGGACACUAUGAUUUCCUCUCGACGUGCUUCAGCAGAAGCAUGUGCAAGUGCAUUAACUGAGGCAGCAGCAGCUGUUGCUUCUGGCCAAUCUAAUACCCUUGAUGCUGCCUCUGAAGCUGGAAUUCUCAUCUUCCCAUGUCCAAACAGUGUAGAAGAAGAAAACAUUCAAAAAGUGGCUGAUGAACUAAAACCUGAGGAAGGAGAAAAAUGGGUUAAGAGGCCUUCUUUAUUGCACACUGGAGCCUUUGACACUGAGGAAGAUUCUUGGUAUGAUGCACCUCCAGAGGGCUUUAGUUUGACUUUAUCGUCAUUCGCGACAAUGUGGAUGGCGCUUUUUGGAUGGGUAACUGCAUCUUCUAUGGCUUAUAUUUAUGGGAGAGCUGAAAGUGCUGAGGAAGAGUUUGUAGUUGUCGAUGGGAGGGAGUAUCCACAUAAAUUUGUCCUGGGAGACGGCCUUUCUUCUGAGAUUAAGGAAACUCUUUCUGGUUGUCUUGCUCGUGCAUUACCAGGAGUUGUAGCGAAUAUCAAGUUACCGACUCCUAUUUCAACUCUCGAAGUAGCUCUGGGCAGGCUACUUGACACAAUGACGUUUACAGAAGCAUUACCACCCUUUAGAAUGAAGCAGUGGCAUGUUAUUGUUCUUCUAUUCCUAGAUGCUCUCUCAGUUCACAUAGUUCCGGCUCUUGAACAACAUAUUGCAAGCAGAAGAACACUGGUUCACAAGCUGUAAUCGACUAUAUGAGAAAAUUCAGAAACAAUGAGGAUUUUGGACUCAAGAUCCCAUGUUAUCUACCGAUUUGGAAAGCUUCAAUUUGGCCCGUUGUAGGUUUCUGUUUGUGUCGGGGAAUUUCUUUCUUAUCAUUUUGAGGGAAAUAUAUCAGAAACGAGAAAGACACCUUUGGGCUUCCUUGCCAGCAAAGCCCCUAAUAAUGCUGAUGUAUGAUCUGUUUGGUUUUGACCCUGAUUCUUGUGUGGAUCGGGAGUACAUUGGUUUAUGGUUCCUUCCAUUUUAAUUGGCUGAUCAUAUUUGAAUGGAUUUUGAUAUCUGUUCUUUUAUGAGUGAAGUGACAGGCUACAUUACUUCAUUACUUUCUGGGUUGUGUGAGCUCCAUCUCCGAUUUAUUUUUUUUUUUUGAUGAUUUGUAUUUUCAAGAUGCAGUAAGUUAUGCAUGUCAAUGCUGCAAGGCAAACUUUGUGAUAUAAUUUUCCUCUCUUAUUUUUUUGGGUUAUUUCAAGUUGUAGCAACAAAGGGUCUAUGAAGCAAAUUACUUGCAUAUGGCAUCAGCAAGAGCCACCUGUUAAUAUUGCUGAUGCAGUAGAUGUAGAAUUCCAUUGUGCUCCGUACAAAAUUAUGGCGUAAAAAUACCUCCUAUAUGUAGCCCUAAUGUUUCUAAAUGGAUUUCUUCUUAAUAUUGCUGAUGUGGAUCCUUCUACAGUGUACAUUGAAAUCCAAUUCUUUUUCUCAGAUAAGAUUAUAGCUGGAUAGUGCUGCCAAUUGAAUGUCCAGUUAGGGUGUGAAGAGCUGAGGCACAAAUGCCACUCUCCAAUACCAACACUUAAGUUGCAUAUGUAGUAUCAACGUCUUUUCUUUAUGUUUAACAAUUGAAUCCCUGCUUACACACCCACCCACCCACACACACACACACACAUACACACACAAAGAAAAGAAAAGAAUGUGAAGCUGCUAGACUAAAAUGAUGUUUCACGUGAGGAUGGUUUGGCUUGCUUGUGUGUAUGUUAACUUUACUUGUUGAGGGGCUAGGCUAAAGAAUUUUUUGUGUUCAAAUUAUAUGUCGUGUUUUAGUUAUCCAGUUAGUGAGAAAUAAGAUAAGAUCCCAUUUGGAGUGUUGAUUUUCGAGUGACUGAACUACAAUUAGCAUAGUAGGCGACAUCUAGGGAAAUUGGUGAGAUUGCUUGCAACAUGUCAUGACCAUGGAAAGAGACACAAAAGACCAAAGCUAGUUGGUUUUGUUUUGCUUGGUAAAUGAUUGGCUAGUUGUUUUCAGCUUGCGAUUUCAAAUAAAGGUCUAGGUUGACUUUUACUUGCUUUAGGUGAAUCUGUAAAAGAAUUUUCUUUUGCUGCAACUGAGUGUAAAUGAAUAUUAGAUUAACUCCCAUGUGUAACUUUAAGAGUUGAGCUUAAUUGGUGUAAGCCAUGUAAUGUUGCUGUUAUUCAACUUCGGGCAAGGUUAUAUGUGCUCUUCCAAUGAUUUUAGCUGCUUAAAUGGCUGGCUAAGCAGCGGAAUGCAACUGCUGGGUGGGCUUAGUUAUAUGAAAUCCCUUGGAUCUUUUCUGUGCAUACUGAUAAUUUUAAGUGGAGUAAUAUAUACAUGAUCUGGUGUACUAGCUUCUGAAAGGUUUUGGCUAUAUUUUAUAAAAAACACACACUAUUAGUUUUUCUGAAAAUGAUGGUAUGAAUUUAUUUCCAUUUUAUAUUUUUACCUAUCCUGUUAGAUCUCUUUCCUUUGAGAAUUUUUUGGGUGGAACAGAUGCUAGAGGAUGCUCAAGUUAGCAAUGAGGAGUAUAACAUCAUGAGGGACCUAUUUCUACCUGGACAGUCUGCACAAUAGUGGAGAUUGAAAACCCAUUGGACAUUCAUAAUUGAGAGGAUGGGACCAUACACCAUAUAGAGAACUCAACAUCCAUCUUCCAUGUUUACAUGUGCAUCGGACUUGAGUAACCAUUGCCCCCAAAAAUCUGAGCUGCUAUAAGAGUCGGGAACAACUCAUGACCCACUGUUUGGUUAAAUAAGGACGGUGGAUGUUGGGUUGAGUCUAUACACAGACGGGUUAUAUGGAAUAUUUCCCCCCGCAGGGAUUUAUGGAAAAAAAUGCUUUAGCAAGUCACUUCAGAAAAUGAAGUGGAUCCGGCAGCUGGUACAAUGUAAUGGUGUUUUUUUUCCUGCAAGCUUGCUUAUCCAGAACUUCCUAUGUGAUACACAAAGGACUGCUCUGAUGAAUGAAAACUAUGGACUAUUAUGUUGAAAGUAA